AUGGAUUCCACCACCGAGCCGGAGAAGCCCCAGCAGUCGCUUGUAGAUGCUGGCGCCGCGGACAAGGAGCGCCCCGCGGCGGAAAUUAACGACGAUGACAUUGACGACCUGUUCGAAGAUCACGACGACAAUGACGAAGAUGACAAAGUGCCCGGAUUGAUAUCCCAGCCAAAGUCGUCACAUCCGCACAAGCCGUCAGCCAACACCAGCGCCUCCAUCGACGACCAGGUAGCCUCUCUCGCAAGACAUGCUGGCAAGAUUCGCCUCACGGGGCGCAUGACGGGCGCCUCAGGAGGCAAUGCAAGAGACAAGGACAAGGCAGAUCGCGCCACAACCGAACAGGUACUGGACCGGAGAACGCAGAUGAUUUUGCUCCAACUUAUCAACCGCGGCGUAAUAUCCGAAAUUCAUGGCGUGAUUUCAACCGGCAAAGAGGCCAACGUUUACCAUGCCAUGACCGAGCCAUCCGACGCCGACGCCGACCCUAUCCACCGCGCUGUCAAGGUCUAUAAGACGUCUAUUCUUGUCUUCAAAGACCGCGCCAAGUAUGUCGAAGGCGAGUUUAGGUUUAGACAAGGCUACAACAAGAGCAACAACCGUGCCAUGGUGCGCAUGUGGGCCGACAAGGAGCGCAGAAACUUGGCUAGGAUACACGACGCGGGCAUUCCUUCGCCACAGGCACAUGCACUGCGCAACCAUGUUCUUGUCAUGGGCUUUGUAGGUGACCGAAAAGGCAAGGCUGCCCCGCGACUCAAGGACGUGCGCUUCGAGGGCUUGACCUCCGAGGAAGAGGACGCCAAGUGGACAGACUUGUACCUUGAGAUGCUGGCAUACAUGCGCAUAAUGUAUCAGACAUGCCGUCUUGUCCACGCCGACUUGAGCGAAUACAACGUUCUAUACCACGAAGGAAAGCAAUGGAUCAUAGAUGUGUCGCAAGCCGUUGAGCACGACCAUCCCCGCUCCCUCGAGUUCCUGCGCAUGGACGUCAAGAAUGUCUCGGACUUCUUCCGCUCUCGGAAUGUAGAGGUUCUCAGUGAGCGCAAGGCCUAUGCUUUCAUCACAAGUGCGAUGGGGCCGAAGGAUGUGAAGGAGCAGCAACAAAUCCAAGACCUGAUUCGCACUUUGUUGAACAAGGAACCCCUAACCGAGGAGCAGAAGAAGAAGGAAGAGGAAGACGACGAUGUUUUCCGCAACCAGUACAUCCCCCAGACGCUCGACCAAGUCUACGAUAUUGAACGUGAUGCCGAACUCGUCAAUGCCGGUGGCGGCUCCGAUCUCCCAUACCAAGCUCUUCUUGCCGACAAGGUUGUCAACAAUGAGUCUGAUGCCUCGAAUCCAGAUGCCGAUUCCGGUGAUGAUAGUUCAGAUACCUCUGAGGUUGACCAGAGCAUAUUUGACAAAGGCCCAAGCCGUGGAAAGAAGCACAUUGACCAUGACGAGAAGGUAGCACAUAAGAAGGCCAUCAAGGAAGAGAAGCGUGAGAAACGCAAGGAGAAGAUGCCGAAACACAUGAAGAAGAAGUUGACUAGUCAGACCGGUCGAAAGAAGUGA
Messenger RNA from Pyrenophora tritici-repentis Pt-1C-BFP, 1551 nucleotides. NCBI's taxonomy places the organism in Eukaryota, Fungi, Ascomycota, Dothideomycetes, Pleosporales, Pleosporaceae. The record is from RefSeq and is a predicted model, not a curated record.